Messenger RNA from Striga asiatica, 2491 nucleotides. The record is from the annotation of a GenBank genome assembly. Lineage: Eukaryota; Viridiplantae; Streptophyta; Magnoliopsida; Lamiales; Orobanchaceae.
CCCCUCGCAUCUUCCCUUCUUCCCGUCAAACCCACGCUUCUCUCCCUCUUUCAUCACAACAAAACUAUAAAACAAACUCCACAGUCCACACUCUUUCCACCCAUUUUUUCCAAUUUAUCACCAUUUUUUGUUCACCAAUGGAAUUUAAAGCUCUGUUCGCGUCCGCUAUUGUUGUCACCUUCACCCUCAGCCCUUCUUCCUCCUCUUGUCGCUGCUCAUCCUGUCAUUGUCGUUGUUAUUGAUUUCUGGUUUUCGAACUUCCUUGAUUUUGAUCGCUGAACAGAAGGGCAAAAUCCACCACCGCCGUCGCCGUGCCUUUUCAAAUUGGGCAUUUUUUUUCUGCUGAAAGUUGUGUGAGUAUGGACCUGACGCAGCCUCUGCCGAACAACGGCCUCUCGCUAGGGUUCCUCUCCCACGUCUCCUCGUCGCCGCCGCCGCCGCUGAAUCGCGGCCACACCUCGAAGAUCGCCGACGACUCGAUCUCCUUCCAGAUCGAGUCCCGAUGUCGUGAUCGCGACCCCUCGCCCCCAAUUCCGCUUCAGCUGAUGGACAACCAGAUGGAGAAUCAACGCCGUGACCUCCGCGGCCGGAAUAACUCGAUCGAGGACAAGAAUUGCAAGGAGGAAGACGAGAGAUUCGAGGAGUUUCGGAUCCUGGGUCACCCCAUGACCCUGAAGCGCAAGCGCGACUCAGAGUCGACCUCGUCCUCGCCGCCCUCGAUUGGAUUUAGGGUUCCUUGCGACGAGAUGGAAUCAAGCAGGAAUUCAGUCCGGGCAUGGGGAAAUCAGAGCUUGAGAAAUGCCGACCCAGCUAUAUUCGAGAUAAUGGAGAAGGAGAAGGAGAGGCAGUUCAAAGGGAUUGAACUGAUUGCCUCUGAAAAUUAUGUCUGCAAAGCGGUAAUGGAGGCCCUGGGCAGCCACCUGACAAAUAAGUACUCUGAGGGAGUGCCUGGCGCCAGAUACUAUGGCGGGAAUCAGUACAUUGACGAGAUCGAGACUCUGUGUCGAGAUAGGGCCUUGGCUGCUUUCGGGCUGGACCCCGAAAGCUGGGGUGUAAAUGUACAACCUUAUUCGUGUACAUCUGCUAAUUUCGCAGUGUAUACAGGGCUUUUGCUGCCAGGUGAUCGGAUUAUGGGGCUCGACACGCCUUCUGGUGGGAACACGAGCCAUGGGUGUUAUUUGCCGAAUGGUAGGAAAGUGUCAGGAGCAUCGAUCUUUUUCGAGAGUUUGCCAUAUAAGGUGAACCCUCAGACUGGGCAUGUGGACUAUGACAAGCUUGAGGAGAAGGCAUUGGAUUUUCGGCCCAAGAUAUUGAUAUGUGGUGGGAGCUCAUACCCUCGGGAGUGGGAUUAUGGGAGGUUUAGGCAGAUAGCGGAUAAGUGUGGUGCGGUGUUGUUGUGUGACAUGGCUCAGAUUAGCGGUCUUGUAGCUGCAAAGGAGUGCGUCAGCCCUUUCGAAUAUUGUGACAUAGUUACGUCCACAACCCAUAAAAGUCUACGGGGUCCGAGGGGAGGUAUUAUUUUCUACAGGAGGGGCCCAAAAUUGAGGCGAAGGGGUGUGCUUUUAAAUUCUGGCGAUGGCGGUGAUAGAUACGAUUUCGAGGAGAAGAUAAACUUUGCGGUUUUCCCUGCUCUCCAAGGUGGACCCCACAACAACCACAUUGCUGCCCUUGCUAUAGCACUGAAGGAAGUGGCUUCCCCUGAGUACAAGACAUACAUGCAGCAAGUGAAGAAAAAUGCCCAGGCUCUGGCAUCUGCUUUGCUGAGGAGGAACUGCAGGCUGAUAACUGGGGGCACAGAUAAUCAUAUGCUGCUUUGGGAUCUAAGGAAUCUUGGAUUAACAGGUAAAAAUUUCGAGAAGGUUUGUGAGAUGUGUCACAUCACUCUUAAUAAAGUCACCACUUUCGACGACAAUGGAAAUAUCACCCCAGGUGGCGUAAGGAUUGGUACACCUGCAAUGACGUCAAGAGGCUGUCUGGAGGCUGAUUUUGAAGUUAUGGCUGACUUUCUACUUCGAGCUGCACAAAUCGCGAGCUCAGUGCAAAAGGAACAUGGAAAGCUACCAAAAUCUUUUCUCAAGGGGCUCGAAAAUAACAAAGAAAUAGUUGAGUUACGAGCACGAGUGGAAAACUUUGCUUCUCAAUUUGUUUUGCCGGGUUUUGAUGGGUAAUCUGUAUCACCGUUGCUUCACUGGUCCAAGUUUCAUGCCUCAGCCCGACCUUUGCUGUCUAUAAUGACAUAGCAUUUUUUUUCCUUUAUAAUUUGUGUCUCUAUAUUUUCCUGCCAAACACUGAUAGGAUUGAGAAUCAGGUUUUAUUAUUAUUAUGAUGAUUAGUGCUAGAACACUUUACAUAUUACAUAAGUUUAGAUAUUUUUUGGUGAUUACAUAUGAAGAUUGUGCUAAACUAUACUUUUCUGAUUUGUUCCUUUAUUGAAGGUUAGCUGCUUAGUUUUAUUUUCUCAUUAUGAAGUCUCCUUGUUCUUGCUGUGACA